This is a messenger RNA of Sphenostylis stenocarpa, 1740 nucleotides long. Lineage: Eukaryota; Viridiplantae; Streptophyta; Magnoliopsida; Fabales; Fabaceae. The record is from the annotation of a GenBank genome assembly.
AUGUUUUCUGGAAGAUUGGGGGCAGACGAAUCUCAUUGUCAAGAUUUACAGAAUUUGAGUGUGUCAAAGCGACUUGUGAGGAGUGUCAGUCAGAGGUUGAGAAAGAAGAAUAACCGGAAUGCAGCGGACGAAGAUGAUGAUGUGAAUGGAGUUUCUUUAAGAUGCCUAAAUCUGUAUGGACGAGGUGGGGGCUGUAAGGUAGGUGCUGACACCAGUGAUGAUUUUGGUGAUUCAAGCAGUAGAAGAAGAUCUAGUGCCAGUGACGAAGGAAAGGGAUAUAAGCCGAUUUGUGGCCCUGAAGAAACUGCCGUGGAUUGCUUUUCAUAUGGGGUGAAGGACAGGUUUUGGAGAAGAUACAACCGAAAGAAUUCAGAGCUUGAAGAAUUUUUGACAAACAAUAGAAUGCAUAUCUUUCUUCCUGAUGAUAUUCUUGAAAUGUGUUUGGUUAGGCUCCCAUUGACAAGUCUCAUGAAUGCCCGACUUGUAUGCAAAAAAUGGAGGUCCUUGACCACCACUCCUAGAUUCCUCCAAAUGCGGAGGGAGGGGUCCUAUCAAAGUCCAUGGUUGUUUCUGUUUGGUGCUGUUAAAGAUGGCUUUUGUUCUGGUGAGAUACAUGCACUGGAUGUGUCUCUGAAUCAAUGGCACAGGAUAGAUGCUCAUUUUCUCAGAGGAAGGUUCUUGUUCUCCGUUGCUGGUAUACAUGAUGAUAUCUUCAUUGUUGGAGGAUGUUCUAGCCUGACUAACUUUGGGAAAGUUGAUAGAAGCUCGUACAGGACACACAGAGGGGUUCUUGUAUUUAGUCCAUUGACAAAAUCUUGGCGUAAAAUGCCGUACAUGAAAUAUGCUAGAUCAAAUCCUAUAUUAGGAGUCUCUGAGGUCAGUUUGGACUUUCCAACUUGCCAAAGUCAUCAAAGUCGGCAGGAUAGACGUUUUCCAAGAUCAAGGAUUGGUGGCGUUUCAGAUGUUUAUGAGGAUCCUCACAAGCUUUCAUUGAGACGUCAUUGCAGAUCUUCUUUUAAUGAGACGGAAGCUUCGUCUUUGCCCAGUCGGAAGGCAUACAAAUUCCUUAGACAAAAAAGUGAUCAUUCAAGCUCAAAGGGCAGUAAAAGAUUCUUGUUGAUAGCCGUAGGAGGUCUGGGAUCUUGGGAUGAGCCUCUGGACUCUGGAGAAAUCUAUGAUUCUGUGUCAAAUAAAUGGACCGAAAUCCCAAGAUUACCUUUUGAUUUUGGGGUUGCUCGUUCUGGAAUUGUUUGUGGCAGGAUGUUUUAUGUUUAUUCUGAAACAGACAAGCUUGCAGCGUAUGACGUAGAACGAGGUUUCUGGAUUGCAAUUCAAGCCACUCCAAUCCCGCCCCGUGUACAUGAAUACUACCCCAUACUUGUAUCUUCUAAUGGCCGCCUUUUCAUGCUCUGUGUGUCCUGGUGUGAAGGGGAUGGUCAAAUCGGGCAACGAAACAAGGCUGUUAGAAAACUAUGGGAGUUUGAUCUCACGUAUCUUACCUGGACUGAAGCCUCAGUGCAUCCUGAUGCACCAAUGGACUGGAGUGCUGUUUUUCUGUCGGAUAAAAACCUCAUUUUUGGGGUAGAGAUGUUCAAAAUAUUUGGUCGGGUGUUAAGUUUUUUCACUGUUUGUGAUGUAUCUGAUAUCGGAAACUGGAACCAUAUUUCAGGGAACCAUGUUACUCAUGAGCUCGAUGGUUCUUCCUGCUUGACCAAAUCUGUGGCAGUGUUACACCUUUGA